AUGAGUGAUUUUUUAUGUUGUUGUAAUUUUAUUUUAUUUGGAUGCAAUCAUAAAAUCGGAAGAAUAGAAAAACCACAUGAUAAACCCCCUGAACAGGAGAAAUUUUCAUGUCCAAACUGUUUAAAAAUCACAAAAGCUGUUUAUUUUGCCAAAUACCCCUUAUUUGAGUGCUGUUUUAUUCCGUUAUGUUACACAUGUGGAAUACCUUCAUAUUAUAUGGGAUGUGAAAAUUGCCAAUUUGAAAUUGAUAUUAAUAAGUUUAUUAAAUGUUCUAUUUGUAGUUGUUUAAUAAUUAAAAAUUCUAAAUUUUGUAAUGAAUGUGGAUCAAGAAUUAUUGAAAAACGUCCAAUAACUACUCAAACUUCUAAUUUUAAUAAAGAUCAUAACAAACAAGAAGUGAAUAAGUCAACAGAAAAACAAUUUAAAACACCACAAGGAAUUUAA
Hepatospora eriocheir is the source of this 444-nucleotide messenger RNA. Lineage: Eukaryota; Fungi; Microsporidia; Hepatosporidae. The record is from the annotation of a GenBank genome assembly.